UUCCCUAACCAAACCAUCUACUGAUCAAAUACGUAGUUGUCACGAAGAUGGGUUCCAUCCCCCAUGUAGUAGAAGACUUCCAAGGCGUCCUCCGAGUCUAUAGUGAUGGCUCCACCCUCCGAUCCGCCACCCUACCCCUCGACAUUCAAGUCCACGACGAUGGCUCCGUCAUCUGGAAAGACUGUUGUUUCCACAAGGGGCAUAAUCUCCAACUCCGACUCUAUAAGCCCGCAGCGGAGUCCAACGCCACUUCCAAGCUCCCGAUUCUCUACUACCUCCAUGGAGGCGGCUUCUGCGUCGGCUCUCGCACGUGGGCCAACUGCCAUAACUGCUGCCUCCGCCUGGCAUCUGGGCUUUGCGCCCUUGUGGUAGCACCAGACUACCGGCUGGCACCGGAACACAGGCUGCCAGCAGCCAUGGAGGAUGCUUUGACGUCCCUCAAGUGGCUUCAAGCUCAGGCUUUAUCUGAAAAUUGUGAUGCAUGGUUGAGUGACCAAAGGGUUGACUUGAGCCGGGUUUUUGUUGUGGGUGACUCGUCAGGAGGGAACAUGGCACACCAUUUGGCAGUUGAGCUGGGGGCAGGUUCGCCGGGGCUUGACCCAGUUCAGGUACGAGGAUAUGUGUUGAUGGCUCCAUUUUUUGGGGGUACAGUAAGAACAAGAUCAGAGGAGGGUCCAGGUGAAGCCAUGUUGAACUUGGAGCUCCUUGACAGGUUUUGGAGGUUAUCCUUACCGGUUGGUGACACAGCAGACCACCCAUUAGCGAAUCCGUUCGGACCUGCCAGUCCAUUGCUGGAACCACUGGAGCUUGAUCCAGUCUUAGUGCUGGUAGGUGGCAGUGAACUGUUGAAAGACAGGGCAAAAGACUAUGCAAAGAAGCUGAAAGACAUGGGAAAGAAGAUUGAGUAUGUGGAAUUUGAAGGAAAGGAACAUGGUUUCUUCACCAAUGAUCCUUACUCAGAAGUGGGCAAUUCAGUCUUGCAAGUUAUUCAAGGGUUCAUCUCUCAGAAAUUUGACAAGUUAUGAACUGUGUGUUUUAAAGAAACGAUGCAGUUACAAAUUAAGUUGUUAUUUCUUUUUUCUUAUUCUUUUUUGUUUGAAACUUAAAUAGAUGUUAAUUUGGUAGUAAUCUUAAUAGUGCUUGAUGUCAUUAA
Messenger RNA from Vitis riparia (riverbank grape), 1153 nucleotides. Its product is annotated as probable carboxylesterase 15. Bases 48 to 1025 code for a protein of 325 amino acids. The record is from RefSeq and is a predicted model, not a curated record. Lineage: Eukaryota; Viridiplantae; Streptophyta; Magnoliopsida; Vitales; Vitaceae. Gene Ontology annotation, molecular function: hydrolase activity. The transcript has 2 exons.